AUGGGAAACCUCAUAACUCGCUUCAAGCAAGAUCCAGAUGAAGUUGAAAGCGCUGGAAACCUGACUGAUUAUGAAAUACAAAGUUCUAUGAAGAAAAACAACAGAAAAAGGAAAAGCGGAAAUUCUCAGUCGGACAACUCGAGUUCAAAAAUAACGAAGCUGGACACAACCAGUUACGUUUACGAUAAGCUAUUCAUGAAGGUUUGUAGAUUUUUAAAAUAAAAAUUUCUCAUUUUCCGAUUGGAUUCAGGGCGAAGGUUCUGACUUCUCAGUUAUAGCUUUAGGAGAACGUUGGAAGUUACACAAACUGUAUUUGAAGCAGUGUUCUUAUUUUGAGGUUGAGUGAGAAAAGCAAAAUUAUAUGCAGAAUUUAUUCUGUUUCAGGCACUAUUGGAUGGGGUCUGGAAAGAUUCGGGUGAUGAAGUUUUACACUUGGAAAUCAAUGAUGAAAACGUUACGAUAGAAGGUAGUUUCCUUGUUUCUUUCUUGUUUCUCGAAGAGCAAUGUUAGGACUGAACGCCGUUUUUGGUUCUUUGUACAACAACGAGAUCCUCCUUGAUGUUGAGAACAUUGGUGGGAUUCUCGCAGCGGCUUUCCUUGUCGGAUUGGUUUUUGAAUAAUAUUCGCUUUUUCUAAAAAAGUGUAUUUUAGGAUAGCGUCAUUGAUCGAUGUAGUGAAAUGAUGUCUGAAGGAAUGACCAUGCAUAAUGUAAUCAAUUUUUAUCAGAUUGCCGAGAGAUACGCUUUAUUGAAAGUUUGUAUCAAAUAAUUUCCUAUAAACAUUCUUUUUCGCAGGUGCGGGAAAAGUUCUCUCAAGUAUUUGGAAACAAGUUUCUGCCGUUUUAUGAGAUGUCCCAGGAUACUGAGAGAAAUGAAGUUAACUUUUUCUUCAUUCCAUAUAGAUAUUCUUUUUUUACAGUGA
Caenorhabditis auriculariae is the source of this 921-nucleotide messenger RNA. NCBI's taxonomy places the organism in Eukaryota, Metazoa, Nematoda, Chromadorea, Rhabditida, Rhabditidae. The record is from the annotation of a GenBank genome assembly.